UAUAUAAAAUGCUUCAAGUACCUGUACAUGUCAGUGACAUGUACAUGAAGGUAUGGCCAAAUUUCGAGAAAAACAUAGUAGUUUGAUCAGUUAAUAUGUUACCGGUAUGAGGAUGCGUAUAAAACGUAUGCUCAUAUGUACAUUAACGUUGUAUUUGGCAGGUGUGUACUAUUUUUUCAUCCUUAGUGGUGAUCGAUCCAAGCUAAGUGUAGGUCCAGGUAACGAAGCAGGUGAUGACCUAGAUACUGAAAUGCGACAUGUGGCUGCUGACGGUAACAUUGUUUACAUGAAACGAAAGGAAUUCACAGGAGAAUCAGCGACACAACCUCGCCGCACUGCCUAUGAAUUAUGUCCACAGCUUUUGCCCCCUCCGUUUAAUACAGCAGAUCGUCAAGUUUUCUUGCCGGUGGGUGGACAGGGGUUAUUCUACACUUUCUCAGCCUUUGUUGACGAUCGCUUAGGAAAGAAUGGCGUACUAAUAAUUUUGUCGAUAGGGGAUUCCAGAGGCAAAAUGAUGAAGUUCCCACGUUAUUGCCAAGUUUGGUACCGUGAUGAGAAUGAGGAAGCACCUGUAGCUGCGACGGCCACGCUGAAUGUAUUACCUGGUGGACCGGAGAUAUUACCUGAGGACAAGGGGCUAAGUUUUGUCAUGUAUUUCACACAGGUACACAGGCUAUACUUUCAACUGCCCCCUGCCGUCACAGAAGAGACCGUAUGCCGUGUCACUUGCAUACAAUAAGUGUGACGUGCCUGCUGGCGGCGUUCUGAAGGUCCUGAAUACCAAAUCAUGGCAGAAUACAGUAAAACCACGCUUUGGGUUUGCAGUUUGUGUGACACCGCUACAUCUGCAUUAUGAUAACUUAAACCAGUUUAUAGAAAUGGUGGAAAUGAACCGCCAGUUGGGCGCGGAACAUUUUACCUUUUACAAUUACAGCAUUGGUCCACGAGUGACCAAAGCGCUUAAACAUUACAUCAAAGAAGGUGUUGUGGAUCUUAUUCAGUGGCCGGUACCUGUCAAGGUAAAUGUGUGGCCGCCCAUCGAAGGAUAUAAAGAAGAGCUUUAUUACUUUGGGCAAAUACCUGCUCUUAAUGAUUGUCUACAUAGGUAUUUGCACAAAGCAAACGUAACAGUGAUGACUGAUAUGGACGAAUUUAUUGUACCACGUGUUGAUCGAACUUGGAGGGACCUAUUUGAAAGGCUGGGAGCAAUGGACGAGAAAGUGAGAGCAUAUGUGUUCAAAAACACAUUUUUCAGGACAGAAUGGCCGAACGAUGAAAGUCUUUUAAAAAAUGAAUCAGUCAAUGAGUUUAACCUGUUAACACAGUUAAAAACGAAGAGGGAAAAUUACGUCAGCAGGCCACACACACGUUCGAAAUAUUUCGCUAUCACAGAACGCGUUCGCAUCGUCGGCAUUCACUUUGUGUGGAAGGGUUUUCCUGGCUACCCAGAACGCAUUGUGCCGGAGGAGGUUGGAUUGUUACAUCAUUACAGAAAUUGGGAGGAUCCGACAGACAAAAACUGGAUCGUGGAUAGAACUAUGCAUAAAUAUAGUGAUAAAUUAUUACUCAGAUUGAAUAAUAUUCAUCGGUUAUUAAAACAGCUGUGACAAUGAAUUUUUCUAUGUGUUAUUGUAGGCUGUAUCUUAUCCUGAACACAUGUUUUGAAACACAGUUCUUUAUCCUUACAUAUGAACCACAUUGAUAUUUACGCAAAUAAUUUUUACAUUUUACAUUCUUCUGGUAUUCUCAAAUAUAGUAUACAGAACAACUGUCUCAUAUAAAAGAAUAUCGAUUAGUUGGUUCUUUAUUGCGCUGUUAGCAUCUUUAAAACUCACGCACGAAAAAAUACAAGAAAUAGAUAUGACCGAUCAUUCGGCUUACUGCAUGUGAAGAAAUAGUUGAAAACUUAAAAACGCAUCCACUUCCGGAUAGAGAGCGAUAGAGUUGUAGACUUGCACUGAAAUGUUGUUUGGGACCGAAGUAAAACUUUUUUUUUGAUGCGCCUGAAUUGCGUGGGAAUUUUUGGCUUGGAAUUCUCCAUAGAUACGGAUUUAGAAUGCAUGCAUUUUUCCUGCAUGACCAGUGCCGGUUUUCUUUGUAUAAAACACUGCAUUCCAAUGAAUUUCAAGGUCAUUUUUUUAUUAUCAUCUUU
This is a messenger RNA of Lingula anatina, 2152 nucleotides long. RefSeq lists its product as uncharacterized. The record is from RefSeq and is a predicted model, not a curated record. NCBI's taxonomy places the organism in Eukaryota, Metazoa, Brachiopoda, Lingulata, Lingulida, Lingulidae. Gene Ontology annotation, cellular component: cytoplasm. Gene Ontology annotation, molecular function: glycosyltransferase activity.